UAGCGUUGUAUGGAUGAGCACAAUGCUGGAGAGGGUUACUCAGACACUCUUCACGAAGGUUAUGGAGUGGUUCCAUCCAACUCGGAGUACAAUCAGUCCUUCAGGAGUGUAAUCGCCAGUGCCCCUCCUAUCUUACAAACAGAAACCCCCAUAUAUGAUCCUCUCUCUGCUCAAAACCUUAUUCAGGUCCGCAAGCAGAGGCGAAAAGAUCAAAAUGAAUCAGAUCAUAUGGAAAUCAGAGUUCGAAAAUUAAAACAAAUUUCUCCACGAGUACAAAGAGGUGCUUCAAAUCCAAUACCUCAGCAGGCAGUUCUUUUUGCAAGACGGAAACCCCCAGCUAAACAGGAGAAUGUUGUAUUACCUGCUCUUUCAAGACGACGUAAAUCGUUUGAAAACAAGAAUUUACCAUCUGUUCCUGAAAUAGAGAAGAAGGCUAAAGUGUUGCCUUCAAUCGAAUCUAAAAGUCCAGUUCCUGACAUUGACGUGUCGUCCAGUCCACCUGAUGAUGUCAUGCACUUUAUAAAGACUGUAAAGUACCAAAGGGGGGAGGAAGUGAUCGGUGAACUAAAUCAUCUGCAUUCUCAGAGACUUGCUGCCAUGAAUAAAAAUGCAGCAAAAUACGGAGUGAGGAAUGAUGAUAUUAUCCUGAAAUCCCUCCUGAAGCGUGAUGUAUCAGAUGACUGUGUUGUAACCUGUAUUGGUAAAGAUGACUUUGUGUAUGGAGUUUGCCGGAAUGCGUGUAGCUAUUACAACCCUUAUGAUCUGAGGAUGGUCAAGAAAGCUGUUAUUCCUGCCGAUGCUAUUUUCUACACUAUUACUCAUGAUAACGUUAUGAUGGUAUCUCCUAGUUCUGCGGAGGAUACGACUAUCACAGAAAUAGAUUCCUGGUUACGAGAACGGACUAUCUUCUUCAAAAUUGUUAAAAUGAGGACUUUUCAGCAGUUCAGACUGUGGAAAGCGUUCAAGCACUGGACACGUGGCUGUUCCUCGCGUCGUCAUGAGAACAGGGGACUGAAGUUACACAGGAGCCUGUUUACCCUUGAUCACGUGAUGAGAGCUGUGUUGCUCAGGAUACAGAGUUACUGUGAGACUGCUUCUCACUCUUCUCACAAUACUGUCAAUAUCACUAUUAACGGGGUGUAUGAUAAUAAUGAUGCGAUAAAGCUGAUAGCUAUAGAUAUAGAUAACACCUACUCCUUGGACGGCUACAUACAGCACCAGGCUCAAGCUAUAGACACCGCUAAGCAAGAUCUACUCAAACUCAGGGCUAACGUUCUAGAGCUCGCCUCUAAAGUUUGUUAUGAUAUGGGUGCAGCAGCUGGAAUGGAGAGUCAGUAUACUGAGCUGAUUAGAGAGAGUAAGCGAGCUCUGGACGAGAAGCUGGAGCUGGAGGGGAGACAUGCUCUGUUGGAGAAGAUGUUCGGAACUAAGGAAUACUACGAGGAUAUUGUUAUGUUGGAGGACAAGAAGCACGAGAGGAAGAAGGAACUUAGAGAUGUGAACCUGCCCACCUAUACAGACAUACAACAGUGGAAGAGUGUAAUUGACCAACUGUCGCGCUUUUUAAGGCUGAUAGAUUGCAUGUUGUUGACGCUGCUCCGGAGGCUCUGUGGCCGAGCUAUCAUGCUCCUUAAAGACCACCUGAACCUGGCCAUGAUCUCUGGUGCCGAGCUGAAGGUAUGGGAAACGGAGACAACAGAAGUAACGAAAAUAAACCGUGACAGAAAACAAAUCCUCAAGAUGAGGAAGAUAAGAGAGAAGAAAGAGAGGUUACUGGAAGGAAUCCUAGCAGAUGAGGACGAGGUAGAGGUGGAGGAUCCUAACUUCGUGCCGCUCCCAAUUCCUGUAAAACCUAACGUUCUGCCACCCCUCCUCGACAUUACCCUGGUUCUUACUGAAAAGUACGGGCUCUCACUAUCUCCCUCUAAAGAGGUGUGCUCUGAAGCGUUCGGAACUAUCACCAAUAAUAUCAAGCAGCUAGUGUCAGAGUUCGGGUCCGUUCUGCACGAUGCUAGCUUAUCUUCUUUUGUUACUAGAGUCAAGUUCGAGUAUGUCAUGGAGUCGGAGCAGUGUCCUUUUGAAGGAUGGGAAGGGCAGUACAUUGAUAUGAUGUCUGUAACAGAAGAUGCUGGAAUGAAAGUGAACUGCUCUGAGAUACUCCAGCUGCUGCACAAGAAUCUAGAUAGUGUCUGGGAGAAAGCCACACCGUUCAUGUUGUACUGCUCGAUGGUAGAAGAGUGUGCCAAGUUGAAUGUUAAGAAGAGUAUGGACGAGGGCGAGUGGACUAGUGAUCAGUUCAAGUUGGUCCUAGCCAAACACCACGAGCAAGUCAUGGCGAUGCAGACGUUGCCCAUAUCAGUGAGGGAAGGGCUCAUGGUUCUGAAGAUCCAACCAUUCCGAGAUACUUGUCUACCUUUCCCACUACGGAUAUUAUCAGAUGUUAACGAACGGUUACCUGUUAUUGCUUACAGACGAAAUGAGGACCUCCUCAUCAAUAUUAAGGACGCCACUCAUCGUCUAGAGAAACCAUGUAAGGAUGUGUCAGACUUUGUGAAGUACCUGUCCUUCAUGACUAAGCUGCUGGUGGACCUGCCCACAAUGGAGAAGGAGUAUGGACUGAUAGCUAAGAUGUACGCUGUAGCUGACGAGUUUGAUGUUCCACUUCCGCCUGAGGAGCUGGCGUUGUACAGGACUCUGCUGCCUUCUUUUACUCAUCUCAAGGCGACACUGACUUACAGUGAGGCUACUAAAGACGAACUCAUUAAAAAGUACAGCAAGGAUCUGGAGGCCCAGAUAUCUCGUCUUCUCGACGAUUUGAAGACUCUCAAAGAUGAGGUACGACACUCCAACGUGCUAGCAGACGAAGUGUCCGCUUCAGUAGCUCUCCAGACCAUUGUUAACUACCACAAGACGUACGAGAAAUACUCUGAUAUGGCCCACAAGUUCAUGGACUAUCAAGCGAGAUUCGGGUCCUCUGGUAGAGCUGACACUUCAAACAGUUCCUACACCAGCGAGAGUACGAGUACGUUACUACAGCUGGAGUUGUCAGAGUGUGAACGAGACAUUCGCCUCCGCAAGCUUCUCUGGGAGAACCUAACCGACUGGAAGAAGUACAUGAGCACUUGGAGUUCCUCUUCCUUCCACACUAUUGAUGUGACGGAGAUACAGAAGAUAGUAAAGCACAUGACUCAAACCAUUAUGUUACUAGAAAAAGCCCUGCCUGUGAACAACAUCUUACCCUGUCUUAAGAUCGGAGUAGAGGAGUUCAAGUUAUCUCUCCCUCUCCUGGUGUCACUCCGCAAUCCCGUCCUAAAGGCUCGGCAUCUCACUGCUAUUGAGGCUCUCACUGGUAUCAACGUGGUGCAGGACCCACUGUGUACUGUAGCAAAGGUUUUAGAGUCCUCCUAUUUCGAACAGAGAGGAGACAUUGCCAAGAUCUCAAUACAAGCUAGCAAUGAGGCUACUCUCGAGGGAAUGUUACAGAAGGUUAUAGAGAUUUGGAAGAGAACCGAGUUUACUUUAGUACCGUACCGAGACCAUCCUGACAUGGUCGUUUUGUCUGGUGUGGACGAUGUGCAGAUAGCACUGGAAGAGAGUCUGGUAACCAUAGCAACAAUAAAGGGGUCGAGGUUUGUGAACCCUAUCCAAGAUAUAGUAGAUGAGUGGGACCGGAGGCUGGAGCUGUUCUCUGUAACACUAGAUGAGUGGAUCACGUGUCAGAGAAACUGGAUGUAUUUGGAGAGCAUUCUUACUACCCCAGAUAUUCAGAGGCAACUGCCGAGAGAAGCUAGACUGUUCAGUCAGGUGGAUAAGUCUUGGAAGGAGCUGAUGAGGAAAGUGCAGGAAAGAAGUAAUGCUAUCUGGGCAGCUACUACUCCUGGUGUUCUGGAGACUCUCCAGGCAAAUAAUGCUAAUCUGGACAAGAUACUGAAGUGUUUAGAAGAUUACCUAGAAACAAAACGACUUGUAUUUUCCCGGUUCUACUUUCUUUCUAACGAUGAUAUACUCAGCAUCCUCUCCAACUCCAAGAACCCUGCCUCUGUGCAGUCUAAACUUACUAAAUGUUUUGGUAACAUAAAGAAACUAAUAAUAACAAAGGAAGCUAACCAGUCUGCGUGUGUUAAAGGUCUCAUGUCAGCAGAGGGGGAAACUCUGGAUCUUAUCCGGGUACUCAGAGUUAGAGGCAACGUGGAAGUCUGGAUGGGGCUCGUAGAGACCGCCAUGUUCGAGGUAGUAAGGUACACAAUAAAAGGAGCCCUCCUCUCCUACAUGAACCUACCUUAUCACGAGUGGUGGAAGAGUAACAGUGGUCAGGUGAUUAUCUUGGUAUCUCAAGUUAUCUGGAACCAGCUUAUAGAGGACGCCUUCUACAGUGACACCUCAGAUCAGAAACUAACAAACCUGCACAAAAUGUGGGUGGACAAGCUGACUCAACUGUCCCAGAACGUUACCUCAGAUAUGGAACCUUGGCAGAGACUCGCUCUAGAGUCCUUGCUUACUAUUGAGGUUCACGCUAGGGAUGUCAUCAAGGACUUGUUGGAUAAACAGAUCCAGAACUCGGAUGAUUUCGAAUGGACACGGCAACUGCGCUACAACUUUGACGACAUAAGAGAUACAGUGAUGAUCAGGCAGAAUAACUCUGUUUUUGAGUACGGGUUCGAAUAUCUGGGCUCCACUUCUCGAUUAGUCGUCACACCUCUUACAGACCGAUGUUUCCUGACGCUGACUACAGCUUUGCACCUCCAUUUGGGAGGAGCACCUGGAGGCCCCGCUGGUACCGGCAAAACAGAGACUGUCAAGGACCUCUCCAAGGGGUUCGGGAAACAGUGUGUCGUGUUCAACUGCUCUGAAGGGCUCGACUUCAAGAUGCUGGCACGAUUCUUCUCUGGUCUGACACAGUCAGGAUCUUGGUGCUGUUUUGACGAGUUUAACAGGAUAGAUCUGGAAGUGCUGAGUGUGGUGGCUCAGCAGCUUCAGAUCUUGAAGAGGGCUAAAGAUGCUCACCUCUCAAGGUGUGUGUUUGAGGGUCACGAGAUAAGAGUAAACCCCACCUGCGGGUUCUUCAUAACCAUGAAUCCUGGGUACGCUGGUAGAGUCGAACUGCCUGACAAUCUCAAGUCUCUCUUUAGACCUGUUGCGAUGACUUUACCUGACUUUGGGCUCAUUAUCGAGGUGAUCCUGUUCUCAGAGGGGUUCCUGCUAGCAGGUGUUCUGAGCAGCAAACUAGUCCAACUCUACCAACUCAGCAGCAGACAGCUCUCCCAGCAACACCACUACGACUUCGGACUGCGCGCUAUCAAGGCUGUGCUGCAAGUAGCGGGGGAGAUGAGGCGCAACAAAACCAUGUACAGUCACAUAGACGACACUACUCUGCUGCUACAGGCUGUGUUUGAUGCCAGUAUCCCCAAAUUCAUCGCGGAGGAUGUGCCUUUGUUUAUGGGUAUUGUGGAGGACUUGUUCCCUGCCUUCGAGAACUUUAAGGAGGAUACUCUUAUCUUACGGACUGCAAUAAAAGAGGUGUUACAAGAGCAGCUACUGCUGAUAAACGAGGCCCAAGUCUCCAAAACAAUGCAGCUCUACAAUACAAUGCUAGUGAGACAUGGUGUGAUGCAGGUAGGGGGAACUAGUGGGGGUAAGACCACCAGUCGGACCAUCCUGGCUCAUGCUCUGGGGAAACUUGCCAACACUGAGCCUCUCUUCAACCAGAACGCUCCCCCCUCCGGAAUAGGACCAAUCAAAGGGACAUGUUUCCACACAUUCAAUUGUCACUGCACCAACAAAGGGAACGCUGCAAAGUUAUCUCAAAUGCGGGAGGGUCAGGGCAAAAACAUGCGAUCAAGUAAAAAGUCGGUGUUAGAUCCGAGUAUGAUCCUAGAUCCUAGCAUGUUCACUAAAGCUAUGGGUCUGAACAGCAGGUUCGCGCAACACAGGAUGACACGAAGGAGACUCAGCAGUUUUUCUAACAAUAUAGCUGAUCAAAUAAAGAAUAAGAAUAAUAAAAAUAAGUUUAAUGACAGUAUAAAGUGUAUGACACUGAACCCGAAGUGCGUGUCUCUGGAGAAGUUGUACGGACAGUUCGACAAGGACUCUUACGAGUGGUCAGAUGGAAUUCUCGCUACCAUCAUACGAAGAUUUGCUAAAGAGAGCACGCCCUACCAGAUGGAAGGUACACCAAGUAGAACAGGGGCUUCAGCUAAAAGUCGCUUCUCAGCUAAAAGUGUGUCCAGGUCUAGCUACAACACCAGCAAAAGUGCAGGUGCCCCGACCCCGACAGAUGAUCACAGAUCCCUUCCAGAGACUCCUUCCAGCAACGCUAAAAGUGAUCUCGUUACUAAUAACUGGAAGUGGUUGGUGCUGGAUGGGCCAGUUGAUCCAGUCUGGGUUGAGAAUCUCAACACAGUUCUAGAUGACACCAGGACCCUUUGUCUUGCCAACGGUGAGAGAGUGCCGCUCCUCCCACGAAUGAGGAUCCUGUUUGAGGUAGACGACCUCUCCUUUGCCUCCCCAGCUACCAUAUCCCGGUGCGGCAUGGUUUACAUGGACCCUGUUGAGCUGGGCUGGAGACCUUUUGCUGAGCGCUGGAAACACGAGCUACCUGCAAACCUACCUGAAACUGGUAAGAAGUUCAUAAUAACACUACUGGAGAUGAGUGUAGAUGCUGGACUAGAGUUCCUGAAGACACAGCUCAGUCUAACUCCAAUAAUCGUGCCGGAUAUAAGCAUAGUGAGGACUCUGUGUAGCCUGCUGCUGGCUCACCUCAACAUUGUCAGCGAGAACGGGGGAUUCGGAGAUUUAGCUGAAGUGGUAGCGGCAGUGUCCAACUCGGAGGACCCAGGAGCGGCUAAAAACAAGACAGUACUACAGCGACACCCCGCCCAACUACCCUCCUUCCUCAGCAAAAUGUACCUCUUCUGCUACAUCAUCGCCUUUGGUAGUGUGCUGGAAGGAGAUUCAGACAUGGACGACAGCGCACUGGAGGCUAUGGACUCCCACACAGCACUCGGAGGUCACUCCAAACAAUCUCUCAUGAAGAUAUGGGGUUCCAACCCCGACAUAUCCGCUAGAGCCUCAUUCGAUUUGUUCGUCCGAGACUUCUUUGACUUGCCGCCUCCCUAUGGUGUGCGACUACCCUCGGGGGUGAAGAGUGUUUUCUGCUACUACUUCGACAUAGAGAGCGGUCUCUUCUCCCAGUGGGACACCUUGCUGCCUGCAACCAACGCUUAUAUUGACGACGUUAAGACUGGGUUCGAGCUAACCGGGGGGAGCAGUGCACUAGCUAACGCUUGGAUGGAGGUGGACAUGCCGAUCCCAACUCUGGACUCGGUGAAAUUAGCACGAGUUGUAGAACUUCUUCUGCUGGGAAACGCUAAAAUACUGCUAGCCGGUCACGCGGGUAUCGGCAAGUCUGUCAUACUCGACGCUAUACUCAAGAGGAUAAAUAAAAACAGCAUAUUCGAUAAGGAGAACGGAGAGGUUCAUCUAUACGACAUAGCAGGGAUACCCAGCUGCCACUCAACACUGGCAGAUAAUAUCCAGGAGUGGAUCAAACCUGAGGAGGAAAAGGCUCCGGACGAAUUUUUAUUCGGAAACAAAAAAGAAUUUAUAUCUGCCAAAAUGCUGAUGAACGGCCAAACUAAAGCAGAGAACAUCCAGGCGUUUUUUGCGAGGAAUCUCAACAAACUAGGACGAGAUCUUAUGGGACCUCCUGUCGGAAAAACGCUGGUGAUGUUCGUGGAAGACCUAAACAUGCCUCUACCAGAACAGUACGGUGCACAACCUCCCCUAGAGUUUCUAAGGCAGUUCAUCGGAAAUGACGGAUUCUACGACAUCAACCGCUACAGUUGGAAGUCAGUAGACGACGUCACGAUCGCAGCUACUUGUACGGUAUCAGGUCGAGUACCAGUCAACAUCCCGAGCAGACUUCUCCAAUACUUCAGUGUUAUCAACAUGCCCACACCCACUCUCUCCACCACCCAACACAUUCUACAGGCUAAACUUGGCAGAUACUACAUCAUCAACAGUUUCCCGGAGGAGGUCCAGAGAACAGUUGGACCGCUGUGUACAGCCGGACUGUACCUUUAUCAACAGGUCAUGAUGAGCUUCAAACCUAAACCCUCCAAACUACAUUACAUGUUCAACAUGCACUCUCUCCGACAGUUCUAUCUGGGAAUGAUGAGCUGUGGAGCCGCGGAUCUAACUUCCCAGGACGCUGUAGUUAGACUCUACGCUCACGAGACAUCACGGGUAUUCUGUGAUAAACUCACUUCAGAAAAGGAGAGGGAAAAGUUUUGUGGUUUUCAGGUCGAUUCCAUGCAAAAAUAUUUCAAGGAGUUAGCGACGAAGAUGGUAUUUACCAAACGGCACCUCAAUGACGCUCGGAUAAUGUUUACAGAUUUCCACAUCCAGUUGUCAUCAGAGGAAACAGUUAAAAGAUACCGGAUAGUCCCGGACAACAAACAGCUCAUACAGACGCUCACUGAUAUGCAGAACAGAUUCAAUGUCAGCGAAUCUCAGGAUUACCACCUUGUGUUUUUCAACGACGCAGUACAGCAUUUAGUGAGGCUUUGCCGAGCACUCAGAAACAAAGGUCUCCACGUUAUUCAGCUAGGAGUAGGUGGAACAGGUCGUUCCUCCUCCGCAAGACUAGCUACCUUUAUAGCUGGCUCAGCUUAUCAUGAACUCAACAUCAGAAGAAACUACACUCUGUUUGAUUUGAGAGACGAUCUCAAGGCUAUUCUACUGAAGUGUGGCUCUCAGAAGAAAAUGUGCACCCUCUUUAUUAGCGAGCUACAUAUUUUACAGUUAAUGGGGGGAGGGCAGAUACAGCACUGGUUUGACAACGAAGAGAAGGAGUACAUCGUGAGCGCUAUGAAGAACCGACAAGACACGGUGCACGAGAAUGCAAACAAUACUCACAUCUGGUCCAGCUUUAUCACGAACAUCUACCAGUGCUUGCACAUAGUGAUCAGUAUUUCCCCCACCGGUACCAACUUCAAGAGGUACUGCAGAAUGCACCCCGCAAUCCUCUCCAACUGUUUCAUUGAUUUCUACAGCGAGUGGCCGGAGGCAGCGCUUCUGGCUGUAGCCAACACUUUCUUCAAACACAACCAACUCGACAAGAUCAUCGCCAACACCAAAUCUGUUGCUACUAGCUCGAAAGGUGAAGUAUUAAACCCAGCCCUAGCCCGAGCGUACGGUCAUUUGACUGAAGAGGAAAGGGACCAGUUUAAGGCUAUAAAAGAGAAGCUAGCCCCUGUUUGUGUACAGAUACACAUGUUCGUGCAGAAAAUCAUCGACGAGUACAAACUGAAAGCUAACCGUCACUUCCACAUCACGCCAUCUUCUUACCUUGAACUUCUCCAGCACUUUGUAACCAUGCUCAAGAGACAAAACAAAACCCUCACUGUGUCAAGACAGCGGUUAGUGAACGGAAUAAAAGCGCUGAACAUGUCCAGCAGUAUGAUUGAGAGAAUGUCUGAAGAGCUCAUCGCUUUGGAACCACAACUUGAACACAAAGCUAAGUUGACACAGCAGCUGAUGAUUAAGUUGGAGCAGGAGAAAGUGUCUGUUGACCAAACUAAGCAGAAUGUGAGUCGUGAGGAGGCGGCUGUUAACAGAGAGAACGUCAGGAUCGGUAAAAUAGCCGCUGAAGCAGAGUCGGAUCUAGCAGCUGCUCUACCCUCAUUGGAGGGCGCCAUUGCUGCAUUAGAUGCGCUAGACAAACAGGACAUUUCUGAAAUACGAGUGUACAAUUCCCCCCCGGAGAUGGUACGGAAGGUUAUGGAAGCGGUGUGUGUCUUGCUUAAAGAGAAACCCAACUGGAACUCUGCAAAACAGCUUCUCGGGGAUCCUGGCCUUCUCAAACGUCUCACCAACUUUGAUAAAGAUAAUAUCCCUCUGAAGUCGUUAUCUCGUCUACAACAAUUCACAGAGAGUCCAGACUUUACACCAGAGAAUGUAGGGAAGAUAUCUGUGGCCUGUAAGAGCAUGUGUAUGUGGGUUAUUGCCAUCGAGAACUAUGCUAAAGUCUACAGAUACGUGCUCCCCAAAAAGGAGAGAUUCCAGGAAUCAAUGGAACAUCUGAAAGCUGCACAGAGACAACUGUUAAAGAAACAAGAGGAACUGGCACAGGUGCAGGAUGAACUGACCUCCCUACAAACAAAGUAUAACAACACUAGAAUAGACCGUGAUAAACUAGAGAACAGGAUCCUACAAACAAAGAAGAGACUGGACCGAGCUAAUGUGCUGAUUGAAGCGCUGUCUGGGGAGAAGGAUCGGUGGACAGACCUUGUGGCGGGUCUGAACGUGGCGGCCCCUUCUCUUAUGGGAGACACUCUCGUCUCUACUGCCGCAAUAGUGUACAUAGGACCGUUUACCCAGACUUACAGAGACCGUCUUUGGUCUUCCUGGUUAGACAUCUGUCUGAAGAAGCAGAUAUCUGUCUCCAAGAAGGACUACAUCAGCCUGCUGUCAGCUCCUAUUGAGGUCCAGGAGUACUUCACUCAGGGGCUCCCACGUGACCAUUUCUCCACUGAGAACGCGGUGCUGCUGAGGAACUGUCACCGCUGGCCCCUGCUUAUAGACCCACAAGGUCAGGGCAAAUGUUGGUUGCUGGGACUGGAGAAGGAGAAUCUGGCGGUUAUACCCUACGGUAGUGUGCACAUGUUGACUGAUAUUGAGAACGCGAUCAGACUCGGCACUAGUGUCUUACUUGAGGGUGUACCGGACUACAUAGACGCGACCUUGUACCCCAUUCUAAACAGAAGACAGUGUGAACAGACAGGCGUUGUUUCAAUAGUGGAUAUAGAUAUAGAGUACAACAAGGAGUUUAAACUUUACCUCUCUACCAGUCUCAGUAAUCCUGAGUACCCUCCAGAGGAUUGUAUCAAGCUCACCAUCAUUAACUUUACUGUUACUUUUACUGGGCUGCAGGAGCAACUGCUGAGUCGGGUCGUUAAGAUGGAGAGACCGUGGCUUGAGCAGCAGAAGGACUCACUUCUGAAGCAGUUGUUUGAGGACAACAGAAAGCUGCGUGAGCUCGAGGACGAUAUCCUGACCACUCUGUCUUCCGUGCAAACUGACAUUUUAGAUGAUCAGGAUCUAGUGCAUACUCUAGACAAGUGUAAAAAGACUGCUAGGGAGAUUCAGAGCCGAGUUACAGAAUCAGAACAAAUGCAGAACAAGAUAGAAUCUACCCGUAAAAAGUACCUCCCGGUUGCAACACGUGGUGCGAUAAUCUACUUCAUAAUAUCGGAUCUGACUCUCCUGAACUGCAUGUACAACUUCUCUCUGGAAAUGUUUAUGAGCGUGUUUAAGACCACAGUCUUUAGUCUGGGAAACUCUUAUCUGUCACCUGAUCAGGAGGAUGUUGUCCUGGAGUUCAACUUUAACACUGUUAACAGGGACAGACAGCUCGAUUUCAAGGUCGACAAACAUGUGGCGUCUCUUGUUGACCACAUCACAAUGAACCUGCACAAACAGGUGGUAUGUUCUCUGUACUCUCGGCAUCAUCUCGUUUACUCGGUGUUAGUUUGUGUACAGGUGUUGAGGAACUCCACCGUUAUCACUGAUAACGAAUGGGACGUGUUCUUACACGGCGGCACCCUCAAACUUAUGAGCAAGUCGUCCGAGUUCGUGCCCGUAAUGGAAGAAGAUAUCAUACCACAACCUUUCCAGAAGAGCUCUGGAGUCACGUACCAAGCUAAGAGGAUGAACAAAGUGAGGAGUAAGAGGAUCCUGGGUAAACCCUGCUGGCUGACCACUACCCAGUGGGAGGCGACUAAUAUGUUGGAAAACACCGUCCCCGCUUUCCAGGGCCUCUCUAAAAACAUGAUCGAUAAACCUGAGUUUUGGCAGGCGAUGUUGGCGUCAGAUAACCCGUACUACAUGUUCGAACAAACCAGAUCCAGAUCCAGUUCUAUAGGCUCUCUCAAAUCUUGCAGAGCAGACAGUUCACUGGAACAUAUUUCUGAGGAUAGUGAGGCGGAACCUCACUCUCUCAGUGCCUCACAAAUCGCUGAGACACGCCCAAGUUGGAAAUGGUCGACACUAACGUCAUUUCAAAAGCUGAUGUUGAUAAAGAUCCUGAGGAUGGAUGCCCUGACUGAAAGUAGCAGCACAUUUGUCAGUUUAACCCUGGGAGAACAUUACAUCGGCUCACAUGAACAAAGUCUGAACAAUAUCUACAAAAGCAGCAAGCCUCAGAAUCCCAUACUCUUUAUUCUUUCUCCUGGCGUUGAUCCGACAACGAAGCUACAAAGACUGCUAAAAGACCUGAACGAAAAUGUUGACAUGUUAGAAAUGUUGUCACUUGGACGCGGCCAAGGACCUCGAAUCGAAGAGAUUCUCCGAAACGCCAUGCAACGUGGAAAGUGGGUUUUCCUACAAAAUUGUCAUCUUGGACACUCGUGGCUCCAGAACCUUCAAAAAGUUAUUCACAGCAUGCAGACAGACCAACUCCACGCUGAUUUCCGGCUCUGGUUAAGCUCAAUGCCAGAUGACGAGAUCCCGGGUCCUGUUAUCCAGCGCAGUCUGAAGGUAGCGAUGGAGCAGCCACGAGGCGUGAAGGCUAACCUCCACCAGGCCUUUAUCUCCGGAGUUAUCUCCCCUAAGAUGUACUCGGACCAGGACGCUGGACCUGACUUUAGGAAACUAGUCUACAAUCUCUGCCUGUUUAACAGUGUCAUCUUGGAGCGGAAGAAGUAUGGAUCUCUCGGCUGGAACAUCUCUUACGAGUUUACUAAUUCCGAUUUAGAGGCUUGUAUAUGCGUGCUGCAUCAGCUGAUGAGCGAGUACGUGACGGUGCCGUGGGAAGCUCUCCUCCAACUGGCAGGCACUGUGAUGUACGGGGGCAGGGUCACUGAUAAGUGGGACCAGAGAGCCCUCUCCGCUAUACUCAGCAAGUUCUUCAACAGAGAGGCCAUCCAACCUGGCCACAGGUUCACUGCUUCAGAGUCGUACCAGCUCCCAGAAAACCUGUCAAUAGAAGAAACACUAAGUUAUAUCUCGUCCCUCCCCAACUACGAUAACCCAGAACUGUUCGGAAUGCACCAGAACGCGGACCGUACCUACAACGAGCACACAAGCAAGGAGCUGGUGAACUACCUGCACGUCUUCCAGCCGUCCCACCAGCUAGAUCAUGGUGGGCACUCGAACAAGGACAACAUAGUAAUGGAGUUCCUGAUCCACAUCCACAAAACCCUGCCCCAGAAGAUAGUGCCUCCUCCCUUCAUGGACGUUAUACCGGACAUGGUCCACAACGCUCUGGCGGGCUCGGAGAGACCCCCUUCUGUGCUCAUUGAGAAGGGAUAUCUUAAACCCAAGAUAACAGAGACUAGAUAUUGUACACCUAUGGAGAACGUUAUUCGUCAUGAGGUGCGUCAGUUCAACAGACUGUUAGAAGUGAUACACGUGAGUCUGAAGACAUUGGCGCUGUGUUUGCAGGGAGACGAGGCAAUGAACGAGGGGGUGGAUCUCAUGUACCAGAAUAUUCUCGACAACAAACUGCCUGCUGCUUGGAGGGACAACAGUACACUUGAGAAUAAACCACUGUCGCACUGGAUAGAGCUACUAGCUAACAGGAUAACCUUUAUGCAGUACUGGAUAGACCUCAAUAUAGAGGGAACAGUCUCUAACCAUCUCUUUGGAGUGGAGUAUAGUGAGCUAGUAGAAGAGAAAGAGAAAGAUGAGAUGAUCUCCUUCCAAGAUGUACUGAAGAUGAGCAGUGCUUACCAGAAGCCGAUCAAGACUGAUGUAGAGAAAAUACCGCGAUCUUUCUGGAUCAAUGCUCUCUUCUUUCCUCAAGGUCUACUGACUGGAGUUCUACAGACCCACUCCAGGAAGCACAAUAUCCCGAUUGACUCCCUCACUUUCAAACACUCUGUAGCUCCAUUACCCAGCCGCAGGGAGGAGGAAGAUCGACACAGAGCUCAGAAUGCUGGUCUCACACCAGCCAUGUGGGCCUUCCCUGGAGCUGAUGUGCCAGAUAACGGUAUACUGAUACACGGUCUACACUUGGACGGUGGAAGGUGGGACGGUAGUAAUGUGGUAGAGGCUCUUCCUUCCAAACAAGUCACUCCGCUACCGGAAAUACUGUUCUUACCCCAGCAGAUGGAACAAACACCAAAGCCAGGAGUGUACGAGUGCCCGAUCUACCGAACGAGUGAACGGUGUGGAACACUCGACCAAACCGGACACUCUGAUAACUUUGUAACUUCCAUCUUGAUGCCAACCGAACACAGUCCUCAGCAUUGGGUCACUCGGGGACUAGCCAUUAUCUGCCAGACUCUGGACUGAGACUCUUGUGUUGGACGUUACUAGUUGUACAAUUGAAGUGAAAAUAGAACCGUAUUUUUCAGAAACAAAUAUUACUAUAUCAGAU
Bolinopsis microptera is the source of this 14380-nucleotide messenger RNA. RefSeq names its product dynein axonemal heavy chain 6-like. The transcript is spliced from 78 exons. The coding region runs from base 10 to 14295 and encodes 4761 amino acids. Gene Ontology annotation, cellular component: dynein complex. The record is from RefSeq and is a predicted model, not a curated record. Lineage: Eukaryota; Metazoa; Ctenophora; Tentaculata; Lobata; Bolinopsidae. Gene Ontology annotation, biological process: microtubule-based movement. Gene Ontology annotation, molecular function: dynein light intermediate chain binding; ATP hydrolysis activity; ATP binding.